This is a messenger RNA of Phanerochaete carnosa HHB-10118-sp, 744 nucleotides long. RefSeq lists its product as uncharacterized. The record is from RefSeq and is a predicted model, not a curated record. Gene Ontology annotation, molecular function: protein-containing complex binding. Bases 20 to 667 code for a protein of 215 amino acids. The transcript is spliced from 6 exons. NCBI's taxonomy places the organism in Eukaryota, Fungi, Basidiomycota, Agaricomycetes, Polyporales, Phanerochaetaceae. Gene Ontology annotation, biological process: protein transport to vacuole involved in ubiquitin-dependent protein catabolic process via the multivesicular body sorting pathway. Gene Ontology annotation, cellular component: ESCRT I complex.
CGUCGCCAAAGACCCGACCAUGCCCAUGACACUCUCGCUCGAUGAAGAAGCCCGACUGUACACAACGAACGCCGAGCGCGAGAAAUACGAGAGCCUCGCUACGCUGUUCGGCAUCAUCAUCGCACUGGACUACCUCGAGCGCGCGUAUGUGCGGGACUCGGUCACUGCAGUAGAGUAUUCUCCGGCAUGCACGCGGCUGCUGUCGCAGUAUAAGACCAUGCUGAAGCUCGUUGGGUCGGACGUGCCCUCCAUAGAGGAGUUCAUGACUCGCUAUCGGAUGGAUUGUCCAGCUGCGUUGCACAGACUAAAGGUUGGCGUGCCGGCAACGGUCGAGCACUCGAGCGAGGCGGGCCCAGAGACGGGCAAGUGGAUCGCAGAGACUACGCAGGGUUUCAUUACAUUUAUGGACGCCUUGAAGCUGCGUAUGCGAGCGAAGGAUCAGCUACACCCUAUAUUACAAGAGCUUGUCACAGGGUACGCACGCUUCAAGGGAAGCAAAGACUGGGAAGGCCGAAGCAAGCUUGUCGCAUGGUUGAUUUCACUGAAUAGCAUGAAGGCCUCCGAGGAGCUGACGGACGAGCAGAUAAGACAGCUGUCCUUUGACAUUGAAAAUGCCUACUCCGAGUUCUUCAGGAGCUUGAGUAGUAAGGAAGGCGGACAACAGUGAAUGCGCCAAGAUGUGCGGAUGCCUGGCUGUAUACUAAAAGCACAGAUCGUGAAUGUAUAACAUAAAGACUGCGUCGU